Microsporum canis CBS 113480 is the source of this 549-nucleotide messenger RNA. RefSeq lists its product as hypothetical. NCBI's taxonomy places the organism in Eukaryota, Fungi, Ascomycota, Eurotiomycetes, Onygenales, Arthrodermataceae. The transcript is spliced from 4 exons. Bases 1 to 549 code for a protein of 182 amino acids. Gene Ontology annotation, biological process: protein secretion; vesicle-mediated transport. The record is from RefSeq and is a predicted model, not a curated record. Gene Ontology annotation, cellular component: Golgi membrane.
AUGGAGCAGUCCCAGGGACAAGCACAGCCGAUACCAGGCGACCUUAACUGGCGCCUUAGUGCUCAUCCACUCACUCUGCUCUUCUUUCUCGGAUUCAGAAUAGGUAGUCUGCUCAUGUACUUGUUUGGAGUGCUCUUUAUCAAAAACUUUAUCCUCGUCUUCAUCAUCACACUCCUCCUUCUUUCCGCAGAUUUCUAUUACUUGAAGAAUAUUGCAGGACGCCGACUGGUGGGGCUACGAUGGUGGAACGAAGUAAAUAUGCAAACGGGUGAAUCACACUGGGUGUUCGAGAGCUCCGACCCAAAUACCCGUGUCAUCAGCGCCACGGAUAAACGGUUCUUCUGGCUGGGCCUCUAUAGCACGCCAGCCUUGUGGAUUGGACUGGCAGUACUUGCCAUUAUACGACUGCAAAGUGUCAUCUGGUUGAGUCUCGUUGCGUUUUCGAGAUGUGACCGAUUCAGCCAGGCUUCCUCAUUCGCCUCAAAUGCCCUAUCUGGUGGUAUUGCUGGGAAUCUUGCGACCGGCAUGUUUGGAAGACUAUUCAGAUAA